AUGUAUUUAUUGCUGGUGGUGGCAAGAAAUGCAAGUGCAGUUCAUGUUAGUAGUCUUCCUGAAAGUGAAGCAGUAUCAGAUACAUCCUCUAUUAGUAUGAGACGCAGUCUCCUAGAUAAUGGCCUUGGGAAAACUUUUAUCACUAAAAAGAAAAAUAACUUUUACAUUAUACCGAUAACUUUUCCACAUAUAGACUUAACUUUUACUCCAAUAUGCAAUAGAAUUUGUGUUUUUUUAUUCCAAAUUUGCAGGUGGAAUAGCUGGAACCACUUUGGCUGUAACGUAGAUGAGGAAACGAUUAGACAAACAGCUGAUGCAAUGGUGUCAAGCGGCCUAGCAGAUUUAGGAUACAAGUACAUAAACAUCGAUGAUUGUUGGGCAGAACUUAACAGAGAUUCUCUGGGGAAUUUGGUUCCCAAGCUUUCAGCAUUUCCAUCAGGAAUCAGUGCACUAGUAUAUUAUGUGCAUAGCAAAGGGUUGAAGAUUGGUAUUUACUCAGAUGCAGGAACUCAAACAUGUAGCAAGACCAUGCCAGGAUCACUUGGUUAUGAAGAGCAUGACGCGGUCACCUUUGCAACGUGGGGUUUUGAUUACUUGAAAUAUGAUAAUUGUGAAAACACUGGGAUAAGCGCAAAGGAAAGGUACCCUAAGAUGAGUAAGGCCUUACUGACCAGUGGCAGGCAGAUAUAUUACUCCAUAUGUGAAUGGGGAGAAGAAGAUCCAGCAACAUGGGCCCCAAGUAUUGGGAACAGUUGGAGAACAACUGUUGAUAUCCAAGAUAAUUGGAACAGCAUGACUAGUAUAGCAGACCAAAACGACAAAUGGGCGUUUUAUGCUCGUCCUGGAGCAUGGAAUGAUCCAGACAUGCUUGAAGUUGGCAAUGGAGGGAUGACAAAGGAGGAGUAUCGUUCUCAUUUUAGCAUAUGGGCAUUAGUAAAAGCUCCUCUGUUGAUCGGAUGUGAUGUCCGAGCAAUGGAUCAGACAACUUUAGAAUUGCUAAGCAACAAAGAGGUCAUUGCUGUCAAUCAAGAUGAGCUAGGAGUUCAGGGAUUUAAGAUUAAGCAAAAUGGUGAUCUUGAGGUGUGGGGUGGUAUAUUGUCUGGUAAGAGGAUGGCUGUCAUUCUAUGGAAUAGGGGAUCUUCGCCGUCUAAUAUUACUGCUUAUUGGCCCGAUCUUGAUCUUGACCCGUCGACUGUAGUCGAUGCUCGGGAUUUAUGGAUGCAUUCAACUGAGUCUGGUGUCAAAUAUCAACUAUCUGCACAAGUAGAACCACAUGCUGUUAAAAUGUAUGUUUUGACGACCACUUCAUGAGAUCAUCUCCUGUCAGUGGACCAAAAGACUGCUCCAAUUUUCAUGCAUUAGUAAUAGUAGGGAGUAGAAACAUAUACUUUGUGUUGAAUAUGAAAUCCAAGAGAAUAUGAAAAAUUAGACUAUCUUUUGGUGAUUGAA
Messenger RNA from Spinacia oleracea (spinach), 1449 nucleotides. RefSeq names its product alpha-galactosidase. The record is from RefSeq and is a predicted model, not a curated record. The transcript has 15 exons. Gene Ontology annotation, biological process: carbohydrate metabolic process. NCBI's taxonomy places the organism in Eukaryota, Viridiplantae, Streptophyta, Magnoliopsida, Caryophyllales, Amaranthaceae. The coding region runs from base 1 to 1311 and encodes 436 amino acids. Gene Ontology annotation, molecular function: hydrolase activity, hydrolyzing O-glycosyl compounds. Gene Ontology annotation, cellular component: plant-type cell wall.